Exophiala mesophila is the source of this 2064-nucleotide messenger RNA. RefSeq lists its product as uncharacterized. Bases 137 to 1126 code for a protein of 329 amino acids. NCBI's taxonomy places the organism in Eukaryota, Fungi, Ascomycota, Eurotiomycetes, Chaetothyriales, Herpotrichiellaceae. The record is from RefSeq and is a predicted model, not a curated record. Gene Ontology annotation, molecular function: methyltransferase activity. The transcript is spliced from 2 exons.
GGACCGGUUCGCACCGCUAAAGGCGUGACAACCCCAAAAAAUCUCAAUCGACAACUUGGAUAACGGUCUACGUGGUCUCGCGCCUUUUGCACCACUUUCCUGUCCCCUCGCGGCAGACCAUCGAUACCUGUCCGCGAUGGCGUCUGAAGAGGUCUCUGGCCACAUUGAAGCAGAAUUAACCAGCGACGGUGACUCGACACUGGGAGACGAUCUAUCCGAAUCAGACACCCAAAGCAUCAGGUCGAGCUUAUUCCAGAGCGUCUCCGAGAAUGGACGCGGCUACCACAAAUACAAGGAUGGCUUGUAUUUCAUGCCCGAAGAUGAGCGGGAGCAGGAACGGCUCGACAUGCAGCAUGAAAUCUUCCUCCAGACCAUGAACCGAAAGCUCGUUGCAUUCCCCAUGAAGCAGACGGCCUUGAACGUCCUCGACAUCGGCACCGGCACUGGCAUCUGGGCCAUUGACUUCGCCGACGAGUUCCCCGAGUCCACCGUGCUCGGUACCGAUCUGAGCCCCAUCCAGCCGACUUACCUUCCCCCAAACUGUAAAUUCGAAGUCGACGACUUUGAUCAGCCGUGGUCCUUUAGCCAGAAAUUCGACCUGGUACACGGAAGGAUGCUCGCGGGGUCGUUGGCCGACCCCGUUCAGCUCUUGAAGCAGGCUUACGAUGCCCUCAAACCGGGAGGUUGGGUCGAGCUGCAGGACUUUGCUUUUCCCGUCACGUCAGAUGACGGUACCAUGGCUGGCACUGCCUACGAACAAUUGAACGACAAUCUCGUCAAGGCCCUCCAAAUGCUCGGUCGAGAUGGGGCCUGGGCCUCCCAUUACAGAGACUUCAUCGAAAAACAAGGCUUUGUCAACGUUCGGGAGAUCAAGUACAAGUGGCCCCAAAAUAAAUGGCCCAAGGACAAGGCCCUCAAAAGGCUUGGUCAGUGGAACAUGUUCAACACCCUCGACGGUCUCCAUGGUUUCUCUGCUCGGCUCUGUACCCGCGUCUUGGGCAUGAGUACCGAGGAAUUUGAGCUUCUCCUGGCUGGUGCCCGCGCUGACAUUCAGAAUCCCAAAAUUCAUGCCUACUGGCCUAUUUUCGUUGUAUAUGGCCAAAAGCCUGAGGCCGCGACGGCUUGAAGGUUCAGUGAUUCUCCCGCGGGGGUCCCAGUCCCCUUUCAUUGACCAAUUGUGGCAUCGGAUGAAAACGAAGCACUGGGAAAAGUUCACGCGUGGGAUCUCGUAAUCAUUCCCUGGAUUCUCAUAUCUCUCCACAGUGGAUGGACCUUGUUAGUAUCCACUGGAUUCUCUACAACAACGACCGCCGUUCUCUCGCAUAUCGUCCACAGAUGUCGACUCCAUCCAUCUGAAACGAAUAGGCACUAUGUGAAGGUGCUCAAAGGGCCAAGACGUGCAAGAUCCACCCCCUGCCGCCUGCAUGUCUUCCGACAAAAGUCGAGUUCGUUUUGAUCGAGCAAGACUCCACGGAGAUUAAUCACUUGCCAAAGCCUUGCCCCAGCUACGAUCCCUGCUUCUGGGCUCUGUAACAUCGUCGUGAAGGGAUGCACUCUCAUUCAUCGAGCUCUAUCGGACAUACAGAGUCCAAAGGUCGAGCCAGCAGCUCGCGUCGGUUGCCGAUCACUUUACGACCGGGGUCGGAACUCCUCGAUGACGCUGCGAGGCUUGGAGUAUGUCAAGGUCGGAUUGUACUUGUACGGUAGAUGCGCCCCUUCCGGGCCACCAAUCCUUAUGCCUCGCUCCGACGACGUCCAGACUGGAUGAGGAGCGAACAGCAUCACGGUAACUUUGAGUCCGUAUCUAGACAUCCAUGUGAGCUGAGCACAUCAACUCAUUCCGAAACACAUGUCCUUACCUAUAUUCCUGUACUCCGAUGUUCUCACCUGUCGACACAUCCAGCAAGGAUAUCAGGUCGGGGAUAGUGGCCAAGAUCUGUGUGCCCAUGAGUCAGCGUGAUCCAAUCCAAAUCGUCAAGGUUGUGUCUUACCGUCUCUUGUCCAUUUGUAUCUUUUCCAAUCACGGCGAGAUUUUCAUUCAUGAAAGGUAUCACAAUCUCUUUC